Pogona vitticeps (central bearded dragon) is the source of this 563-nucleotide messenger RNA. It is a transcript of the gene RBX1, whose product is annotated as ring-box 1. NCBI's taxonomy places the organism in Eukaryota, Metazoa, Chordata, Lepidosauria, Squamata, Agamidae. Gene Ontology annotation, molecular function: zinc ion binding. The record is from RefSeq and is a predicted model, not a curated record.
UUUUUUUAAAAACGGUAGCCCUGACGUCUCGCGUGGUUUCGCUCUGAAGCGUGCGCGUGCGCGUUGAGGAGUCUGCCGGGAAUUUGUUUAUCCAAAAUGGCUGCCGCAAUGGAUGUAGAUACUCCGAGUGGGACCAAUAGCGGUGCUGGCAAAAAGCGCUUUGAAGUGAAGAAGUGGAAUGCAGUCGCACUCUGGGCUUGGGAUAUUGUGGUUGACAACUGUGCCAUUUGCAGAAACCAUAUUAUGGAUCUCUGCAUAGAAUGUCAAGCUAACCAAGCAUCUGCUACCUCUGAAGAAUGCACUGUUGCAUGGGGUGUCUGCAAUCAUGCUUUUCACUUCCAUUGUAUCUCUCGCUGGCUUAAGACUCGACAGGUGUGCCCAUUAGACAACAGAGAAUGGGAGUUCCAGAAGUAUGGACACUAGCAGGAGAGAGAAGAUAACAAGUCUAUUCUGCAUCUAGUUAACCCUUUCACCUUGCAAGUGGCUGUUCCCAUCGCAUCUGAUUUUUUGUUUCAUCUUCACAUAAUUAUUGUAAAGUGUAAUAAAUAUUGAUGGGUGACUUC